UUGUUUUUUAAAACUCCAUUUGAGGUACUACUUUGUCCUGCUGUAUGCACGAUAUUGGUCCUUAGCGACGAACGCCUUGAUGGAGCACGAUUCUGGUUGGAGUACUGGAUAGUUUACGCCGUGAUCACGUCGCUAGGAAGAGCGUUUAAAAGGCCAUCAGAAGACAAUAAUGAUCUGAGCUGGAUGGAAGUCGUAUUUUUCACUGCAUGCCUAAUUCCUGCAACUUAUUUGACUGAUUUUGUUAUUGCAUGCAUAAUGCCGCUUAUUCAACAAAAUACGACUCAAAUUCGAUGA
Molecule: messenger RNA, 294 nt
Organism: Cooperia oncophora
Lineage: Eukaryota; Metazoa; Nematoda; Chromadorea; Rhabditida; Trichostrongylidae
Source: the annotation of a GenBank genome assembly